UACGAGGCUGAUGCCGAAAAUACAGUUUUGUUAUAAGUUUGGACGAAAUAUAACUUCCUGGCUUUGAAUCCGAUUACGUAUCUUUGUAACUUAUGCUGCAAGUUACAUAAAUUGCUCAAGGAUGACAUACCUGAAAGCAGUGCUGGGUAUCAUAUUGCUACUGGCAUUCAUAAUAUUCAUGAGGCCACUACUAUUCAAGUACUUUGCUUCAUACACUAUGAUGAUAAUAAACAUGGUGUACAAUGACUAUGACAGACACCUCAAUGCAAUAGAAAUUCAACAUGAAUCAGCCUGGCGUUUGCAUAAGUUUGAGAUGCAGUUUAAUAAGCAAGUUUGCAAGGAUAAACCCCCAUCAAGGGGACCAGUUUCUUGGCUAACUGCAAUGACAAAUGAUGAUUUUGUUAUUGGAGCUGUUUUGAAUGCAUACAUGAUUAAGUAUCUUUCUUGUGAACAAAAAUUGAUAGCUCUAGUAUCGAAUGGUGUAACAGAGGCAGGCAGAAAUGCUCUUUCUAAAGCAGGUUAUGACGUCAAAGUUGUUGAGCCCUUAGACUGUAACUGGAUGGAUAGGAAAAAAGGGAGGAAAGAACAAAAUCUUGGGAUUAUUGGCACACAUAUGCGUUUUCAUGCCUGGAACUACACAAAGUUUAAUCGAAUCAUAUAUUUUGAUGCUGAUAUAUUACCAUUGACAAGCAUAGAUGAACUGUUUGAUUUAGAUACAGAUCUUGGAGCUGCAUACUGUGGCAAACCUGGUGUGCUUGACCCUUGUUUUAAUGCCGGAAUCCUUGUUUUCAAACCAUCUAGUAAAUACUACCAGGAAAUAAUGGACAUGUGGUCUAAAUUGUCAGACAAUGGUUGUCCAAAUGACCAAGUUCUUUUAUGGCAUUAUUAUGCAGACAAUGGCCGUUGGACUCCAAUACCUUAUGCUUAUAAUGUACGAAGAGAAAUAUACCACCCAUUGAAGGUGUAUCAUUUUGCUUGCUGUUUGACACCUAAAGCAUGGAGAGUUUUAAAUCCACCUACAAAGAUACAGUUAGACAGUUUUGAAGGACCAAUCAAAGAACCAAUGCAAAUGGUUCUAUUGUGGUGGAAAUACUUCUUAAGAGCUCUGGACGAGUUUGAUCUCCAUUCAUGGUGGAAAGUAGCUAGUCUGUCUAUUAGGCGUAAAGAUCACUGAUAUAUUGCUCAAACAGUUUUACUUUCCGUUGUAUGGUGGGGUUCAAACCCCAAAGAUGCUUACUACAAAACUUUGAGACAGGAAGAAAUUUAACAAUUCUCAGUUAUUUGUCAAUGUAUUUAUAGGUUUUAUUACUUGAAGAUGCAAAUUACUAGGGAUUUUGCUGUAGUAAAUCAUUUUUGUUUGGAGACUUUAAAUUUUGCCAAAAACAACAAAUUUUCACCUUGAACAGCUCUUAUGUAUAGGCAAAAUAGCGGCUUUUUUUGUCUUCAUUUCUUAUGGCAUAGAUUUGUAAAGAUUCUGUUUCUGCAAUUGUAAUUUAAUCAUAACAAAUUGAUGAUUAUUAUGAAUCAAUAAAUAAACUGUAAAAGGUGUUUAUUUCUUAAAGUUGCAGUCUUUUGUAGAGGUCUGGAGAAAUUAAUUGUAGAGAAAUUUGUUAUUUGAAAAAUGACGCCAAUUUUCUUUCAAGCAGUUUUUCAAGUCAAUUAUUUCGAUUGCAAAGAUCGUUUAAGACUGCAUUCCCCCCAGUAGUUAGGUUGAUAAAGCACGGCCAAAACAUCAUAAAACAGCUUGUUUUGUUGCCUUGUUUUCCUGCAUGGCUUUGCUUUGAGAAGACAGAAAUAAAGUGGAGAUUUUUUAUUUACUCUUGACAUUGCACCAGGUUACUUAUUUCUAAAUUCUGAACAUUCACUGUUCUAGUAUGGAAAGGUAAUGUGUCCAUAUAAAACCGGCUGCAUAUACCCAACUUGUCAAGUAACAUCAAAAUAACAGCUUGCGAUUGGUAAGUUGUGUUGCAAUUUAAAAGUGGUCACAUGAAAAGCUAUCCUUGCAGCAGUGUAGAUGAACAGAACAACCAUGAUGGCUGGAGCAAUGACAUGAUAAAUCACGUUUUGGGAAACCCCUGCAGAGUUGCUUGCUUUACCUUUAAGCUGGACACAUUGCCUUCAAGAUUCUCAUAUCUCAAAUCUUUGGGCUGUUCUUAUCUUGCAUUUCUUGUUGCUGUUUACUGCACAAAGUAUACAGCUUUUGUUAUCUUGCUGUAUUUCAAUUAAAAUGUAAUAUCUCUUUGAAGGAACUCUUACUCAACAAGCAUUGCUUUGCUUGAGUUAAAUUUUCCGCAACCUUUAAAGUUGAGUUACAGUACAUGCUAGUACAGUACAUUGCUUUUAGUGUCAAAUAAAAUGUUGCUUAAAAAGAUGACUGUCAACAUGGCUCUAUUGAAAGUUUGGUACAUUAGUGUUGUGUUGUGUUGUGUUGUAUAAGUAUUUGAUGUUGAAUUGAAUUAUCAUUUUUGGGGAUUUCAAUUGUUUGGUUCAUUUCAUUCAUUUUUAAUCUUUUUUGUUUGGUAACAGUAAACAUUAUUUACAGUCACGGAGAAAUUUUAAUAUCUAAGAUAACACCCAGACAGUAAGAGUGCUUUCCAAUUACUGAUACUGAAUCAUUUCUAAUGAAAAUAACAAAUACAUUUGGGCAAUAAGGCAUAAAAACCUUGUCAACAAAUUAAUUAUAAACCAAAUACCCCAUCAAUAUCAAAUAUCUACAAUAAAUGCAAUGGUACCACUUAUGAAUUUAAAUAGAUACAUAAAUCUUUAAAUUGUGGUUUAACUAUAAUAUUGCUGAAUACUAUGAAAAAUUAUCCAGACUUAAAUAAUAACACCUGCAUACAAAUUCACUAGUAUACCAAGCUAGCAAAUGAUUAACUAAAAUAAAUUAUGCCUAUCUCAGGCCUGACCAUAGCACUUUAAGCAGGGGAGCAGUAAAUAGCUCUCCUGGUAAUUUCCAGGCAAAAUUGAUUUCAAGGAGAGAGAUUUGCUUUCAGAGCAAUUUAAAAGAGCUAUCUGUAGCUCCCCUCCAGCAUUUGAGAGGGACCUGGAGGGGAGGAAGAGCUAUGGUUCUCCUCAAAUGGUCGGGCCUGCUGUCUGGCUUCUCAACUAUUUUUCAGCAAAAAUACACAAACAGACAUUCUAAAAACUCAGCUUGUAAACAGAAAUUACCACCCCAAAGAAAUGCUAAUCAAAAAGCAGAUGCAUUGAAAUAUAGGAAAAUUUAAUUUGAGUUUCCUUAAUUCAAUAACCAGAAAUGGCGUAUUGAAUCUCUUGCAAGAUCAGAUGCAAUGAGAUGCCUAACACAAACUGACAUGUUUUGAGGUAAAACAAAUUGAAGCAACUCUCAAAUGCCUCAUGAAAACACAAGUUUCUUGUUAGGCAAGGAUAGAUUCAUUAAAACUACUCAUGGGCUCAAUUAAAGCAGAAAAACCAAGCAACCAAUAAGAGCAUCUAGUGUACUCACAAGCAUCAAAGUUUUGCAGAUUUUUUCUGACACUAAGAACAUUUGUUCUUUUGAAACUUCUCAUCACAUUGCAGAAAAUCUCACAACAACAGACAAUAUUCUCUUUUAGGCUUAAUUUAAAGCAUUUGCAUCUUUUCAAUUGACGUUAAAACUAUUUAACAGUAGCCGUUAAUGAUAAACAACUUUGUCAAGAAGUUUACAGUAAACCCAAUGCUCAAAAAGCUUAGUGUCCUGAGGACAACAACAGAUAAACAUAAACUCUUUCUUGUUGAAAGUUUUCACUUUUCAGUGACAAAAGCCUGUAGUUAUAGUGCAUUAUGAUGCACCUAAUGAAUAGCUGAAACAAUGUUCUGUAAAUCUUUCGAACAGUUUGAAGUAACAUCAUGGUUUCUUGAGUCAUUCAGUUUAUCAACCACUUCAGAUGUGAGACUGUUAUUUUGAUUUCCCAAUGAAUGUUCGGUAGAAUGUCCAUUGCCUGUUGCACAGCAAGUAUUUUGUUUGAUUUUAAAAAUGGUCUUUUGGAUGAUAUCAAAGAGGCAGCUUGGUUGCACAAAAUCAUUGUCAACUAAAUUUACAAGACAGUAGUUGCCACAUAUAUCAUCAAUAACUUUUCUUGACUGUGAGCCCUCUGGGUAUAGAUUUGCCCAGUGCUGUUGCCACAGAGAAAAUGCUUCAUCCUGUAAAAAUAAGUAGAUAAACUCAGAAUAUUAGCAAAAAAACAUUGAAAAUAAAAAAAAUUAACUAGCUUCUACACACUAAUUAAUCUAUUUUAAAUGUUAGUUAGAUUGUUAUAUAAUUAAAAGAUAAAAAUCUCUGCAAUUCAGUCUUUCUUGGUCAAGCAACUGUGUUUGAAAACAUAUUUAACCUGACAAACUAUAAGGACUGUUUAUCUAAGGGAAUUGCAUUUUGAACCAUCUGCUGUCAUGAGAGGCCCACAUUGCCAGGUGUCAAUGACCAACAAUGAUCCACCCUAAUAGCUGAAGAUAUUGAGGAGUCAUAAAUGUAACAAAAUAAGCAGUCAAUUUUCAAAAUCUUCAGAAGGAACUUUUAGUGUAACAAGCAAAAUUUUAAGAGAAAUAUUGACUAACCUUCCAGAAGUUGAAGCUCACAGGAUCAACAACAGUUGGUUGCAUUAUUUCCUUGCCAGGGAAAACACCCCAUGUCACAGCAAUAGGGGAAUACCGGUCACAGUUGGUGUUAUCCAGUCCACCCUGCAACAAAAUACCUCUACCUAAGUAUUCAUGCUUCCUACAGUUGACAGUACACUUGCCAGGUUAGGGAAAAUAACACAAGUUAUCAAGCAGCAAUUUUUUUCAUCUAGAAGAUACACUGAGGGUAACGAACAGCUCAAUUUUCAGGGCUCAAUAUACAAAAUCUGUAUUUCCUAUUAGGGAUCUUAUUUGAAAUAAUAUAUCUACAAAGAUACAUUCACUUUGAUAUCUGGAUUUCUGAAAAAAACUGCAAACACACCUCCUGAUUUAACAGCAAGCUGUGCGUACAGAAGAAUAUUUUCUAAAUUCAAACCUCUCUUAAUGAUAACAUAUAUAUUCACCAUUCAUACCUCUUCAUCAACUAUGUGAUAAUUGACAUGUGGAUAUUCCUUCAAAACAUCCAACAAGAAGGCAAUGUUUUCUUUGCUUGUGAAGAAUUCCAGGUAAGCCUAGAAAUUUAACAAUACCAGCAUAAAUAUACAAAACAACUUUAGGGAAAAAGCAUACUGGUUCCUUUAGAAAGAGCAGGUCAUUAUGUUAUUUAAAAUUAUAAAAAAUAUUUAACAAACAUCCUAGAUGCAUGCAUUUUGAAGACCUCUGAAUUCUGCUUGUGCCUUUUAGAAUAUAGUGGUUCGAGGCACCUAACCUGCUGCUUAUAGAAAAAGAAGUAUUUUUGUGACAUAAUGACACAUUCUGCAUAUGGGAAUAGUUCUUGAGGUCUGAAUGUCUAUAGAGAUGUUUACAUUGAUGGUAUGGAAUGCAAAUCAUUAAAUACAAAUUCUUUAUAGGUUGAACAUAAACCUUUAACAUAUAUAUGAAAAUAUACCUUUUGGUAUAUGUAACCACCAGCACCUCCCCAUCCAACAAUAGGAUCAGAAGAGUUCGCUGCAUUGACAUUAGGCUGACUGUUAAUUGUAAGAAAACCAGCCUUGUUUACUCCUGCCAACUCUGACACCAACAAGGAUGUCUCUGGUGCCAAAUCUUCAUCAUUCCAUGGUAACGACUUAACCUAGUUGAGAAAAUCAUUCAUUAAAGUUGGAUAAAAAACAUAUAUAAUUAUCACAAAAUUACACAUUAUGUUAUGUGUACUGCCAUACACACUGCUAGAAUAAAAAGUGACUAAGGAUGCCUGUGCCAUGGGGGCAGCAGGGACAGUGGCCCCUUGCCCUCAUGAAAUUGGGCAUUUUUCGCUGUUUUGCUACUGUUUUGCACUUUUCUUGGUGCUUUGCCCCAAUUUCCCUUUUUGAGUGCAGGGCCCUCUGAAAGCAACUAUAUAUUGGGAAAAUAUUAAUAGAAUAUAAGUUCAGCUAAAGUCCAACUCUUCUAAUUCCUGCCCCAAUUGCAUUUAAUGCUAAACAAUGUGAAAAAUGAAAUACAAGACAAACCUGGUUCCCAGCUUUGUUUUUAUUGCCACUUAUGUAGCAUGAAAAUAUAUCCCAAACAUCUUCAACUGAAUGCAGUUCUUCACCCCACAUUUUCCUCAGAUCAGCCUUAUUUUUAGGACUUCGCAGAUAAAAUAAAUGAUGGUCAGUCAGCUCAUUAAAUGAUGGGGCUGAAGAAUUUCCCCAUCUCCCAUUAGGGUAUUCAUCCCAAUCAGAUGUUCUAUAUAUAUAGCUUUUUGGUCGAGUGGCCCAAAAUAUUGGCCGUACAUCUUCUGAGAAGCGUUUUAUGUUUGCAGAUGUCUUCCAGGGUAACGCCCUGUUGUUGACAUCUUCAAUCCAUAAACGAAGUUUCUGAGCAAUUUCCUUUGUUGCAAGCUCUCUAUUCAAAGUGUAGAAGUGUAGCCCAGGGACCUGUGAAAUCAAAAUAAAAUUCAAAUUAUAUACAAAUUUCUAAUUUAGUUUUUAAGAUUUUGCUAUCAAAUUGAGUAAUCAUGCAUAACUAUCAAGCUUAUAUCCAAAUCCUUUACAAAAAUGGAACAGCCUUGCUUUUAAGACCAAGUAAUUAAAUUCUAUCACCUGCCCUACUCAGAAGUAUGUUAAUGGAGUUCAUGAUCUAUAAGUGCAUUCUAAAUUCUAUUAAGGUGUAUAUAUUCCAGGGGAGCCACCUACAUAAAAUUUGAGUAAAGUCUAGUAUUGUUAUUUGUUAAUGUAGAUGGGUAGCCUAUAAAACUCCUAAAGACAUUAUCAUAACCCUGCUCUUGAUUAAUAGUACAUUUUUAGAUUAUGAAUAGAAAAGAUUAUAAUUUAACAGUCCUAGUUGUUGAAUGCAUGCAAUCAAAUGAGAGCAAAUAAUGGAGCAAAUAAUAGGAGCAAUUGAUCGCAUGCAUGAUCAGAUAUUUGACCAUUGCCUUUUAACCCUUCUUUGACUGUAUUUUUUUUGGUUCCGUAUUCAAUAUCAAACAUUGGGGAAUGCACUGUUAAAAGCGGAUGGUCCUGGGCCACGGCAUUGUGUGGUAGGGUGGCCAGUUCCUUUCCAUGCCGCUUUUACCUCCCUAGUAUGUUUCAACUAGGUACUCAUUUUCAGUCGAGUGAACUGAGGGCCGUCUGCGAGCCGGGAUCGAGCCCGGAGUUCUGGCAUGGCAGUCCAGCACCUUGACCUCUCGGCUACCACGGGACCUUUGACUGUAUUACUUCAUCAAAAUAUUGAAAGUUUUGGUUCUAGAAGCAGGGAAGCAUUGGCUUACUCUUACAAUAGAGCAUCUUGUCUUCACAUAGUGAUGUGCUAGUAACUAUUGCUUUACAGAGUUUGCUAUUGAUUGGCUUUGUUGAAAUUCCCUUAAUGAAAAAAGCUGGCUUGCAACAACACUAAACAAUUCUGCUUCCCCGUCUUGCACAAACUAACAAACUGUGUUAGUUCAUUUCACUUUUGU
Messenger RNA from Rhopilema esculentum, 7486 nucleotides. RefSeq names its product glycogenin-1. The record is from RefSeq and is a predicted model, not a curated record. Lineage: Eukaryota; Metazoa; Cnidaria; Scyphozoa; Rhizostomeae; Rhizostomatidae. Gene Ontology annotation, molecular function: glycosyltransferase activity.